AUGAGUACUAAUACACUUGUUAAUGAAAAUUUACCUGUUAAUAAUACAACAUCGACAACAACAUUAAAUAAUGAUGGUCCUAUAGCACACCUUGAUCAUAUGUUAAGUACACUUCAUGAUGACCAACAAACACGAAUGCCAUCAAAUAUAUCAAUUGAUACAUUUGAUAAUAAAUCACAUCGAAUAAAUCAUCGUUCAACAUCACGAACAGCAAUAACUGAUGGAAAAAUUGUUGAAUGUUCAUCAGAAAAUUCAAUUGUUUAUCGAUAUUAUACAGGAGAAUCAGGUUCAAUUAUUGAAGAACAUUUUGAUAAGGCACUUAAACAACCAACAUCAUUUAAUUCAACAAGAUCAAUAUCAACACGAGAUCCUCGAACAUCAUCUUAUGGUUAUUCAAGCAUGAUGAAUCCAUCAAGUAGUUUUUGGCCUAAUUUUAUGACAUCACCAACUUCAUAUCCACAUCCAACUUAUCUUCCUACAUCACAAAAUGAAUAUACUGAUUGGAUGCAUCAUCAUCAUCAUACAUAUCGCUCACCUUAUUCAACAAAUUCAACAACAACAACACCAUCAUCAUCAUCAUCAUCAGCUAUUUCAAACAAUCAUUUACAUUCAAUUGGAUCACCAAAUAAUACAAAUCUUAAUAACAAUACAGGGCGUUAUCAUCAUCAUACAUCACCCGAUAUGGAUGUUGUGACAGCAGCAGCUAUUGGAGCUGCAGCCGCUGCACAAAUGUUUCAUCAUGAAAAACAAUCUCAUCAUGGUUAUACACCAACAUCUCAUCAUUUUGAUUAUCAUCUUGGUGGAUCAAUGAUGGCAACAGCAUCAUAUGCAUUUCCUCCACAGAGCUUUGAUUUAAUGGGUACAGGUACAUCAACAAUGGGUUUAGAAAAUCCAAAUAUUAAAGAUUCAACAGCAUCGACACCUUGGUAUUCAAAUCAUCAUUUAUCGUGUUGA
This is a messenger RNA of Rotaria sordida, 954 nucleotides long. The record is from the annotation of a GenBank genome assembly. NCBI's taxonomy places the organism in Eukaryota, Metazoa, Rotifera, Eurotatoria, Philodinida, Philodinidae.